AAUACUGUCAAAACAAACCUAACCUCAAAUAAUUUUUACAAUUAUAAAUGUUUAUUUUUUAACUCUUGUAAUUUCAUUUCCUUAUUUCUUAAAGUGAAAAUGUCCAAAGACACUCACAUAGACCGUGAUCUGGACCUGAGUAAUGCGAAUCGCGGCGUCUGGUUGGUAAAAGUGCCAAAAUAUGUGGCCAACCGAUGGGAAAAAGCCCCAAAUGACAUGGAGGUGGGCAAAUUAAAAAUAACAAAGCAACAGGGACAAAAACCUCAGGUAUCUUUAACUUUAUCCAAUGCUAUCUUAAACUUAAAUGAGGCAGGCGAAGAAAGCAUACCGAAGGACCACAGACUGGACGUUUCUACCGUUACACAGCAGACUUUAGGGGUCUUUUCACACGUUAUACCUGAAAAAACUGACUCAGUAGUACCUGAAACUGAGAAGCUGUACAUGGAGGGUAAAAUAGUGCAAAAACUAGAAUGCAGGCCAUAUGCAGAUAAUUGCUAUAUGAAACUCAAACUAGAGUCCAUCAGAAAAGCUUCUAUGCCCGUGAGAAAAGUGAAACAAUUAGAGAGGGUCGUGCAGAGCUACAAACCAGUUUCAGAUCACAAAAAUAAUAUCGAAUAUCUGGAGCGUAAAAAGGCCGAAGGGAAAAAGGCGAGGGACGACAAAGACGCCGUCUUGGAAAUGCUAUUUUCUGCCUUUGAAAAGCAUCAGUAUUACAACAUCAAGGACCUCGUCAAAAUCACCAAGCAACCGAUAACAUACUUAAAAGAAAUUUUAAAGGAAGUUUGUAACUAUAACUUGAAAAACCCGCACAAGAACAUGUGGGAACUGAAGCCUGAGUACAGACAUUAUCAAAAACCAGAUGGGGAGACUGCUGACAAAAAAGAGGGGGACUCCGAUGAUGAUUGAGGUUGGAUGAAACAUGUGUUGAAAGGAUUGAUGAUGGAUUUAAUUAACAAUUAGUUUUUUUUUUUAAUAGAUUUAGUAAGAGAAAGGACUUGUUUAACCCAUUGAAUAAUAAAGUGUUUUACUUUACAA
This is a messenger RNA of Anthonomus grandis grandis, 1035 nucleotides long. It is a transcript of the gene TfIIFbeta, whose product is annotated as general transcription factor IIF subunit 2. Gene Ontology annotation, biological process: transcription initiation at RNA polymerase II promoter; transcription by RNA polymerase II. Lineage: Eukaryota; Metazoa; Arthropoda; Insecta; Coleoptera; Curculionidae. Gene Ontology annotation, cellular component: transcription factor TFIIF complex. The record is from RefSeq and is a predicted model, not a curated record. The transcript is spliced from 4 exons. The coding region runs from base 100 to 906 and encodes 268 amino acids.